Molecule: messenger RNA, 1507 nt
Organism: Panicum hallii
Lineage: Eukaryota; Viridiplantae; Streptophyta; Magnoliopsida; Poales; Poaceae
Product: glyceraldehyde-3-phosphate dehydrogenase A, chloroplastic
Exons: 3
Coding region: 63-1271 (402 amino acids)
Biological process (GO): glucose metabolic process
Cellular component (GO): chloroplast; apoplast
Molecular function (GO): glyceraldehyde-3-phosphate dehydrogenase (NAD+) (phosphorylating) activity; NAD binding; NADP binding
Source: RefSeq, a predicted model, not a curated record
GUGCUGGCUGGCAUCCUCGUCAGCUUUGAUCCCGCGCCCUGCUCCGCUGCUCCGUGGCCGCCAUGGCGUCGCCCAUGCUCUCCGCCACCACCGUCCCGCUCCAGGGCGCCGGCCUCUCCGAGUUCUCCGGGCUCAGGAGCUCCGCGUCGCUGCCGCUGCGCCGGAGCAAUGCCGCCUCCGACGACUUCAUGAACGCCGUCUCCUUCAGGACCCACGCGGUCGGCACGAGCGGCGGGCCGAGGCGGGCCCCGACGGAGGCGAAGCUCAAGGUGGCGAUCAACGGGUUCGGCCGCAUCGGGCGCAACUUCCUGCGCUGCUGGCACGGGCGCGACGACUCGCCGCUCGACGUCAUCGCCAUCAACGACACCGGGGGCGUCAAGCAGGCGUCGCACCUGCUCAAGUACGACUCCACGCUCGGCAUCUUCGACGCCGAGGUGAGGCCCGAGGGCGACAACGCCAUCUCCGUCGACGGCAAGGUCAUCAAGGUCGUGUCGGACCGCAACCCCAGCAACCUGCCCUGGGGGGAGCUCGGCGUCGACCUCGUCAUCGAGGGGACGGGGGUCUUCGUCGACCGCGAGGGCGCCGGGAAGCACAUCCAGGCGGGGGCCAAGAAGGUGCUCAUCACCGCGCCGGGCAAGGGCGACAUCCCCACCUACGUCGUCGGCGUCAAUGCAGACCAGUACAACCCCGACGAGCCCAUCAUCAGCAACGCGUCCUGCACCACCAACUGCCUCGCGCCGUUCGUCAAGGUCCUCGACCAGAAGUUCGGCAUCAUCAAGGGCACCAUGACCACCACCCACUCCUACACCGGCGACCAGAGGCUGCUGGACGCCAGCCACCGCGACCUGCGCCGCGCCCGCGCCGCCGCGCUCAACAUCGUGCCCACCUCCACCGGCGCGGCCAAGGCCGUCGCCCUCGUGCUCCCCAACCUCAAGGGCAAGCUCAACGGGAUCGCGCUCCGGGUGCCCACCCCGAACGUCUCCGUCGUCGACCUCGUCGUGCAGGUCUCCAAGAAGACCCUCGCCGAGGAGGUCAACCAGGCGUUCCGCGACAGCGCCGCCAACGAGCUCAGCGGCGUCCUCGAGGUCUGCGACGCGCCGCUCGUGUCCGUCGACUUUAGGUGCUCCGACGUCUCCUCCACCAUCGACGCCUCGCUCACCAUGGUCAUGGGCGACGACAUGGUCAAGGUCAUCGCGUGGUACGACAACGAGUGGGGAUACUCCCAGAGGGUCGUCGACCUAGCUGACAUCGUCGCCAACAACUGGAAGUGAAGCGUUGCGUUGUAACCCAUCCUCGAAUUCGAAAUUUUCCCCAGGCUCUUCCCUGAUGAUGAUUUGUAAUGAGAAAUCGAGGCCCCAAAACUCCCCAACAGUCUCCUUUCCUUUUCCCCCUCCCUCUUCUCUCUGAUUUUUCAUUGUCGAGGGACGGAUUAUUAUCGACUUCCGGCAAAGGAAAUCGCAACGCUGUAUAAUGUGGAUUUGUAAUAUAUACUAUCGGUUGCAAGAUC